Molecule: messenger RNA, 541 nt
Organism: Vicia villosa (hairy vetch)
Lineage: Eukaryota; Viridiplantae; Streptophyta; Magnoliopsida; Fabales; Fabaceae
Product: histone H4
Exons: 1
Coding region: 58-369 (103 amino acids)
Biological process (GO): nucleosome assembly
Cellular component (GO): nucleosome
Molecular function (GO): DNA binding; structural constituent of chromatin; protein heterodimerization activity
Source: RefSeq, a predicted model, not a curated record
AAACUCAGAAAACUUCACAGUGCCAAUCAAGCAGCAAGCUCCUGCAACCAAUCUACCAUGUCAGGAAGAGGUAAAGGCGGAAAGGGUUUGGGAAAGGGAGGAGCCAAACGUCACCGCAAAGUUCUGAGAGAUAACAUUCAGGGAAUCACCAAACCUGCGAUUCGCCGUCUUGCUAGACGCGGUGGUGUGAAACGGAUUAGUGGUUUGAUAUACGAAGAAACUCGCGGUGUUUUGAAGAUAUUUCUUGAGAAUGUUAUUCGUGAUGCUGUGACUUACACUGAACAUGCUCGUCGGAAAACGGUUACUGCUAUGGAUGUUGUUUACGCGCUCAAGAGACAGGGUAGGACCCUAUAUGGAUUUGGGGGUUAGGGAUUGUUGUUGUUAGUAGAAAUGUAGAAUUUGUAAUAGCUUGUUUAAUUGUUAGAGUACGCUUUGCUUUCUAGUUUAAUCAGCUCAUCUUUGUAUGUUCAAAUCUCUGAUUUAAUACAGGUGGAUUAAAUUCAGAUUGUUUCCUUAAUACUAUUUGAAAAUGAAUGUCAAA